GCCGCAUCCAUCCACGCCAAGACCCGCUCACUCAUUCAACACAUGUCCUUGGUGCUUCCACGGGAUUUUAUUACAUAAUUGCCUUUAUAUCACGCCGUAUACCCGUGCGUCCUGCGAGUGACUGACAUCCGCUCGGAGCUUUCGUGAUUCUUUUCCCAGCCUUUUGGACUCAUUGUUCAUCAAAUCCCCCACUGGACAGCAGCCAUGGCAAAGGUGUAACCUUGUGUUUACAUUCAUCAAGAAGACUGUGUCCUCUGCCUUCUUUUUGCCCGUACCAAAAAAGAUGUCAGAGCCAGACGCUUCCCAAGCAGAGCCCCUGUCCUCCCCCCUGUCCUCUCCCCGCACCCGCCUGCCCCUGUCCUUCCCCUUCCUAAGAGAGGGCAGCCGAGUGUGGGAGAGAGAGAGGAAACCACCGCAGCCUGGAGAACUACCCAGCCCCCUGCCCACCAAGCGCACUCGCACCUACUCAGCGACGGUACGAGCCAGAUCAGGACCAGUGUACAAAGGUGUGUGUAAAAACUUCUCCAGGUCUCAGGGUCACGGGUUCAUACGGCCGUCACAUGGUGGAGAGGACAUCUUUGUCCACAUCUCUGACAUUGAGGGAGAGUAUGUGCCUAUGGAAGGAGAUGAGGUUACAUACAAAGUGUGCCCCAUCCCUCCCAAGAACCAGAAGAUCCAGGCUGUGGAGGUGGUGAUCACACACCUGAACCCAGGCACCAAGCACGAGACCUGGUCGGGUCAGAUCAUCAGCUCCUAGAGCGGCUGUCCAUGCCUCCAUGCAGGCUUUACUUUAGGCUUUUCUCUUUUACAGAAUCGGAAACAGGGACCAGACUGGAGUUGUGAUGGGCUGUAGAUGGUUUAGGAAAGUAAGGGGUGGGAGGAAGUCUUUCUGAAUGUAUUUGCAAAAGUGUUUCUGGGAGGUACAUUUCAUAGUAUUUAUUUUUUAAGUUUAACAUUUUUGAACAGCUGAAGAGCAGAGCUUGGUGCUAGCAUCUUCAUUUGACUUGCAGAAAUGCAUUUGGAGCCAAUUUUGUUUUGCUGUGAGGACAAUGAAGACUUAUCAUGGCUUUACUUGUUCACUGCCAAAUCACAUAACAAAACAAAGUGGUAGCCAUAUAAUAUCAUAAAUCAAUGCUUGCCUGUUGGUAGUCUUGCAUUUGUCAAUGUAAAUAAUGUCAUUUGAUAACAAUGAUGUCAGAAACCACUAGCCAUAACAUGUUUACACUGACAAAAAGAGGUACUAAAUUUGAGUAUAUGUGAGGUCAAGACUGUAAAAUUCAUGCCAAGGAAAAGGACUACCGCACAACUGCACUAAUUAUGGCUCUUAAAGCAUCUCUGCUCAUUCACAUCUUAUUUUUGUUGUAGCAUUCAAGUAGUUUGUCCUGUAGGCAAGUAUAUGAAUUCCAGUGUUAUUGUAGCCAGCUCCUAUGAAGGUCCUAUAUUCAAUGGUACAGAUGGUGAGUAGUUGAUAGAUUUGGACAGAAGGGGCAAAAAGGGAGGGUCAGGAAUAGAGUGAUGAAUUGAAACAACCAGCUUCACACAUUAAAAAUAUGAGAGAAGGAGAAGGAGGGGAAAUUAUUUGGAUUUUAUUAGUUUGAAAAUUGUUUCAAAAUUUACGUUGGAAGAUUGAGCAAACUAUUUAUUUAUUGACCUAUUUAUGUUUCACUUGUAACUAUGGGAACAUCAGGUUUUUGAGAGUUGACUACAGCAAUUCUAAUAUAAGGGUAAUUUUGUGUUAUGGAUACAUUAAAGGUGCACUAUGUAACUUUUCUGGUGAGCGAUGGCAUGCACCUAACAUUCUCCAUGGAAACUGCUUUGCCUUGAAUGUCCCACAGUAUUGCAUUAAACUUAUACAUCUUGUUCUUGUCUUCAAGUGUUUUUUCUCCAAAAAACAUGUAUUCUUACUGCGAGCACUGAGCAGACCUGACUCUCUACUCUUCUGAUCUGUAAUUGGGCAUGCUUGUCUCCAUAGUUACACAUUUAGUGCCAUGCUGUGGAACAGUUCUUGUCUUAAAUUUACCUGUCAGAUACAUUUUAUUGUUUUCAGUCAAAUCUGAGAUCUAAAAUUACUUUGUAUUCUGGAUGCCAUAUCUUAAUCACAGGUUAUUAGUGACAAAUUGUGAAAAGACAAAAUUACCCUUAUACCUAUAGUUUGGUAAUCUAAAAAUAAUCUAAAGCUAACUGCACUGCACAUUCUAAUCACUCUUAUGAAACUAGCCGUCCCUUUGCUACUCGCACAGUUCCACUAUUUACUAUUUUCUUUCAUAAUCUGUUUAAAAGUCAUGUCCACCUGUGUGUAUUGUAUUGUCUUUAAGCGCAGCAUCAUCUCUAUGCAUUUUUUUAAAUUUAAGUCCAUAAGUUUAAUGUAGCACACUGUCACUGAAAAUAUGUCUUAUCUGAAAGUGUCUGCAAGUACCUUUAUU
Molecule: messenger RNA, 2423 nt
Organism: Boleophthalmus pectinirostris (great blue-spotted mudskipper)
Lineage: Eukaryota; Metazoa; Chordata; Actinopteri; Gobiiformes; Gobiidae
Gene: csdc2a
Product: cold shock domain containing C2, RNA binding a
Exons: 4
Coding region: 284-757 (157 amino acids)
Biological process (GO): regulation of mRNA stability
Cellular component (GO): cytoplasm
Molecular function (GO): mRNA 3'-UTR binding
Source: RefSeq, a predicted model, not a curated record